AUGCUGUCGCUGACUGAACUUCCUAUCGACUUCCAUGCGUUCGGCACUUUCUCCGACGCCCCGCCUCUGCCCAGUUCAUCGGCCCGUCCCUCUUCCCCCAUCGAUCGAAGAUCUCUCUGGCCAGCUCCCAAAAUUAGCACGCCCAUCUCCUCUUGCGAAAUCUCCGAUAUUACCCAUAACUCUGUUACCAAUACUCCAUCUAACCUACGAGAGAGUUCACAACUGAUGGAGUGUUUGAGCUCACCACAGGGAGACCUCCGCCGAUAUGUGGGCCGCUCGUUCUGGGCCCUCGCAUCCAAUCAAAUGGCUGAUUGUGAUGUAUUGCUAAAGGCGCAACAGCUUCGUUUCCUAGCUCAGGAAACCCACGGCCGGAACUCGGGGGAAUGGGCUCGGAUCCUGGAAAGUCUACCUCCGAGAAAAGUACGCGACGUGCUUCUUGAAUCGUUCCUGCUUAGCGUAAAGCCGUUGGCCCCGUUGACCCAUGUUCCUACUCAACUAUAA
Messenger RNA from Penicillium vulpinum, 501 nucleotides. RefSeq lists its product as uncharacterized. The coding region runs from base 1 to 501 and encodes 166 amino acids. Lineage: Eukaryota; Fungi; Ascomycota; Eurotiomycetes; Eurotiales; Aspergillaceae. The record is from RefSeq and is a predicted model, not a curated record. The transcript has a single exon.